Alternaria arbusti is the source of this 576-nucleotide messenger RNA. RefSeq lists its product as uncharacterized. The transcript has 2 exons. Bases 1 to 576 code for a protein of 191 amino acids. The record is from RefSeq and is a predicted model, not a curated record. Lineage: Eukaryota; Fungi; Ascomycota; Dothideomycetes; Pleosporales; Pleosporaceae.
AUGGCAUUAAAGAAGCAAAUCUCAACAGACUCGCUGGGCAAAACCAAAAGCAGAAUUGCGACUACACCAGUAGAUCGUCUGCGAGUAGCGAAGCAACAACUCCCGUGCUCCAACAACGCGCAAACAAAGUUGCAUACCAUGUUCGAGGAAAUGAUGCAAGAGCUUGAAGAUACAAAGAACAAACUUGAGACAACUGAGGAAGAGCUAGAAUCUACUAAGAAUGAACUGGAAUCGACUCAGAAUGAGCUGAACGAGACCAGGGAAGAGCUGGAGUCAAGUCAGGACGAACUGAACACGACAAAGGAUGAGCUGGACGAGACCAAAGAAGAGCUGAGUGCGGCAAACCUUCUAGCUCAAAACAACCAUAACUCCUGGAAGACCGCACACGACGACCUCCGACGGACCAAGAGCAAAUUGAAGUCGCAGAAGCAGACAAACGAUGACCUAGAAAACCAAUUGGCGUUCGAGAGAAGGAAGGCAAAGAAGAACGAUGCUGCCCAGAAAAAGCUCGAGCAGCUCAAGAGCCAGUGGUCGUCACUUUCACAUAUGCUCGGUAAUGAAGACACCAAACUCUAG